GAGUCAGCAAGGCUCGGCGCCAAGGUUGCACUGCUGGAUUAUGUCAACCCCACCCCGAAAGGUACCGUCUGGGGCCUGGGUGGCACAUGCGUCAAUGUCGGUUGCAUACCCAAGAAGCUGAUACAUCAAGCAGCCAUCCUCCGUAUGUUUUUACCUAUCAUAUCAACCACCAGUAAGACGGGUGUUGUCAAAAACAUCACUGCCAGGACCAUCGCCUUGGCAACAGGAGAACGACCGCGCUACCCGUCAAUUCCUGGCGCCAAGGAGUUCGGUAUCACCAGCGACGAUCUUUUCUCCCUGAGCUACAAACCCAAGAAGGCUCUACUCGUGGGUGCGAGUUAUGUGUCCCUUGAGUGUGCCGGCUUCCUACAUAGCAUCGGCGUUGACGUCACCGUAAUGGUGCGCUCUAUAUUCCUGCGUGGUUUUGACCAACAAAUGGCCGAAAUGAUUGGUGAACACAUGGGGAAGUCGGGCAUUCGUAUCCUUCGUCCCUGCAUUCCCACCGGGAUCAAGAAGAAGGAGUCCGUAGGCGGGGAGAAUCACGAACUGGAUCAAUAUGAAGUAUCUGGAGUCUUUCAGAACGAAUCAAAGCAGGUCUUUGUGGAGGACUUUGACACGGUUAUAUUUGCCAUAGGUCGUGACCCCUGCACCACCUCUAUGGGUCUCAGCAAUGUUGGAGUAAAACUUACUAAUUCGCAGUACAUUGAGACUGAUGAAGAGGAACGCACUAAUGUUCCAAACAUCUACGCUCUCGGUGACAUCAACGCUCGUGGUCUCAAGCUGACCCCGGUAGCCAUCCAGUCGGGAAAGCUCCUGGCCAGACGUCUCUACGCUGCUAACGAUGAGCUGGUGAGUAACCUCCAUUCUCGCUUACACCUUAAUGUUUUCGUUGCAUCCGCUUAUACCAAUUUCCUAAAUUUCGCCAACGCUGCCACGAUCAACGGACGUACCCCUUUUGCAUAA
Dibothriocephalus latus is the source of this 963-nucleotide messenger RNA. Lineage: Eukaryota; Metazoa; Platyhelminthes; Cestoda; Diphyllobothriidea; Diphyllobothriidae. The record is from the annotation of a GenBank genome assembly.